CUGAUGCAGAUAUUGAAGCCAUGAGAAAGAAAGAUGGGUUUGUAUCAGCUCAUCAAGAAAGAAUUCUAAAGCUUCAGACAACUCAUACACCAACAUUCUUGGGGUUGCAUCAGGAGUCUGGUUUUUGGAAGGAAUCAAACUUUGGGAAAGGUACUAUCAUUGGCGUAUUAGAUGGUGGAAUUCUACCAGAUCAUGCUUCAUUUAGUGACUAUGGAAUGCCACCUCCACCUUCUAAAUGGAAAGGAAGGUGUGAAUUCAAUGCCUCAACAUGCAACAACAAACUCAUAGGUGCAAGAUCUUUUAACAUCGCUUCCAUGGCCUCAAACACAAGCAAGAAAGUCGAGACACCAAUAGAUGAAGACGGACAUGGGACACAUACUGCAAGCACAGCUGCUGGUGGUUUUGUGAAGGAUGCUGAAGCACUUGGUGGUGCUGCAGGGACAGCUGUCGGGGUGGCACCCUAUGCUCAUCUGGCGGUUUAUAAAGUUUGUUUUGGUCCAGAUUGCCCAGAGAGUGACAUAUUAGCCGGGCUUGAUGCUGCAGUAGCUGAUGGAGUUGAUGUGAUAUCAAUUUCUAUUGGAGAAGAAAACGUGCCUUUUUUUCAAGACAAUAUUGCAAUAGCUUCAUUUGCAGCUAUCCAAAAAGGAAUCUUUGUGAGCUGUGCAACAGGGAACUCAGGUCCGUUCAAUGGCACUGCAACAAAUGUAGCUCCAUGGGUUCUAACAGUUGGUGCUAGCACAACUGACAGAAAAAUCAAAGCCACAGCUAAACUAGGAAACAAUAAAGAAUUUGAUGGUGAAUCUUUAUUUCAACCAAAAGGCUCCCCUUUUUCUACACUUUCACCACUCGUGUACGCUGGUGCUAAUGACAAACAAGAUUCCAAGUUAUGUGUCAAUGGAUCGCUUGAAGGUAUGGAUGUGAAGGGAAAAGUGGUGUUGUGUGAGAGAGGUGUGACAUCAAGAAUAGAGAAAGGACAAGUGGUGAAGGACGCAGGUGGUGGAGCUAUGAUAUUGAUGAACCAACAACCACAGGGAUUCAGCCUAGAUGCAGAUGCACAUGUCCUCCCAGCAACACAGGUGAGUUACACAGCUGGACUGGAGAUUAAAUCUUACAUCAACUCAACACUUACACCAAUGGCAGCUUUACUGUUCAAAGGAACAGUAAUUGGAGACCCUUUAGCUCCAUCUGUGGCUUCAUUCUCUUCUAGAGGCCCGAAUACAGUGAGUCCAGGAAUUCUGAAACCAGACAUUAUUGGACCAGGUGUCAGCAUUCUAGCAGCAUGGACAACCCCACUUCCUGGAAGCACCAACACAAAAUCUCCAUUUAACAUGAUGUCUGGAACGUCAAUGUCAUGCCCACAUCUCAGCGGUGUUGCAGCACUGCUGAAAGCUACUCAUCCUAAUUGGACACCAGCAGCUAUAAAGUCAGCUAUAAUGACUUCUGCAGAUCUUGUUAAUCUCAAAGGUACACCAAUAGUAGAUGAAACACUCCAACCAGCUGACCUAUUUGCUACGGGUUCGGGUCAUGUUAACCCAUCAAAAGCCAAUGAUCCUGGAUUGAUCUAUGAUAUCCAGCCUGAUGAUUACAUACCCUACUUGUGUGGGCUUGGGUAUAGUGAUGAAGAAGUUGGGAUCAUUGCACAUGGGCCGAUUAAAUGUUCAAUGAAAUCUAGCAUACCAGAAGGCCAGUUGAAUUAUCCUUCGUUUGCUGUUAAACUUGGAUCGUCUCAAACGUUUACAAGGACAGUGACAAAUGUUGGAGAAGCUUAUACAUCGUAUGUUGCUAAAGUUGUUGCACCAAAAGGAGUAUCUGUUAGUGUUAAUCCCAGCAAGAUUAGUUUCAGGCAGAUGAAUGAGAAGGCAACAUACUCGGUGAUUUUCAGACGUACAAAUGAGGAAGCAGGUGAAUAUUCUCAAGGCUAUAUAGCAUGGGUCUCUACUAAAUACAUGGUUCGAAGUGUAAUCUCUGUGAACUUCGUUUAA
Molecule: messenger RNA, 1982 nt
Organism: Lactuca sativa (garden lettuce)
Lineage: Eukaryota; Viridiplantae; Streptophyta; Magnoliopsida; Asterales; Asteraceae
Product: subtilisin-like protease 4
Biological process (GO): proteolysis
Molecular function (GO): serine-type endopeptidase activity
Source: RefSeq, a predicted model, not a curated record